AUGGACAUCAAAACCGAGACUUUGUUUUUCACGUUUGUUUUAAUGCAGGUGUCUAUCUGUCUGUGUCGGUCGAGUUUUGAGUACAAUCUUUUCAAGGACUAUAGUCGAAUAAUCAAACCAAGAAAAAAUCAAAGUGAAUCUGUUAACGUUAGCUUUAGUAUGAGGUUAAAUACAAUUCAUGAAGUAGAUGAACAUCAACAGUUCAUAUCUUUUACUGCUUGGUUCAACGUGGAGUGGGAAGACGAAUUUCUGACUUGGAACGAGACUGAUUAUUCCGGAAUUAAUAUAAUCACUGUAUCUCAAAAAAGAGUCUGGGUUCCUGAUUUACAUAUGUAUUCCUCGGACAAAAACUUUAACACACUGGGAUCUCCAUCAAUUAUCUUAGUGAAAUCUAACGGUCAUAUGCAUUGGAUCCCAGGAGGAAAGUUCGUGGUGUCUUGUGAUCUGAAGAUGAAAAAGUUUCCAUUUGAUAACCAAACCUGUAUUUUUACGCUAUCAGCCUGGCUUAGUCCGGACUCUAUUCAAAAACUUGUCCCGGAUCAAAUUUCCGACGGUGCUGAAAAAUAUAUAACGCAAAAUGGAGAAUGGGAAUUUACGCGGUUUUCAUAUAGAGUGGAGUAUCAGAUCGAGUAUGACGUGACAGAGAUGCAUUACGAAUUGCACCUACGACGCCGAUAUCUGUACUUUGUAUUUAGUACCCUUUUACCUAUUUUGGCCCUAGCUGUAUUAAAUUCUCUGACAUUUCUAAUUCCACUAGAAUCAGGGGAGAGGAUCCAGUAUUCGCUGACCCUCUUACUGGCUUUUACCGUCUUUCUGACAUUAUUUGAGCAAACGAUGCCUCACAGUUCUACAGAUGUACCUUAUCUUUCUUUGUAUGUUGGUUUCCAGUUAUUUCUUUGUGUUGUGUCAACCGUGAUUUCGGUGAUAUCUAGGAUAAAAAAGAACAAAAAUGACGACGAAAAUGAAAUUAAAUGUAGCAGUGAACAUGAAUAUCAAACAAAGGAUUGUCAUCGAAAAAACACAUCAGAGGAAAUCAGCAAUGGUGGUGGAGAAAAACUUAACAAUAACAUAAAAACAGAUAUCAAAAAUAAACAUGACACAAGUUAUGGAAUGUUUUUAUUCAGCGGAAUGCUGCAGCUCCUUUCUGUUUCUUUAUUGAUUGUUUUAUUUGCUGUAUAA
Messenger RNA from Saccostrea cuccullata (small rock oyster), 1179 nucleotides. Its product is annotated as neuronal acetylcholine receptor subunit beta-4-like. The record is from RefSeq and is a predicted model, not a curated record. Gene Ontology annotation, molecular function: excitatory extracellular ligand-gated monoatomic ion channel activity; transmembrane signaling receptor activity; transmitter-gated monoatomic ion channel activity involved in regulation of postsynaptic membrane potential. Bases 1 to 1179 code for a protein of 392 amino acids. The transcript has a single exon. Gene Ontology annotation, cellular component: synapse; neuron projection; plasma membrane. Lineage: Eukaryota; Metazoa; Mollusca; Bivalvia; Ostreida; Ostreidae. Gene Ontology annotation, biological process: regulation of membrane potential; chemical synaptic transmission; monoatomic ion transmembrane transport.